CCUCAAUCGGGGUGGCACCGGCAAUCGCACGUUCACCGCAUUAAAUGCGGUGGGUGGAUGUGACGUCGCAUUAAAUGUGGUGGUUGGCUGUCUCCAAAGGGAAUCUUUGAUGAUUGAGACUGUUUAGCCGAAGGCUCUUCAUGCAGCCGAGGGCUUCGUGUGGCCGAAGGCUCUGUGUAGCCGAAGGCUUGGUUUAGCCGAAUGCUUCUCUGAUGCCGAGGUUUCAACGGUGCCGAAGGCUCCUGUUUUCUGCCAUUUUCUCCCAGUAGCUUCGUAUGCUCAAAUAUGGCUGUUCUGUGAGUUUUGGAGCCCUCGGCCAAGGAGGCCCGAAGGCACCCAUGUGUGCAUCGUGGGUUUCUUUAUGCUUGGGCCACUGUGUUCGGGCCUUGUGUGCUCAUUGGGCCUGCGCAGGAGAAGUAGGAGUCUGUGGGCCGGGGGUUUCUGGGCCAUAUACUCCAUCACUCGGGUCAUGAAGUUGUGAGUUUUUUUGUGCUUCAUGGGUACCUGGACUGGUGGGGUGACCGCCCUCGACCCGGAAUCAAAGGAGCUGCGAAGGGAAAAUUGACAACCACGUCUGGAACUUCACGUAAUAAGCCUAUAGCCAAAGCCCAUGCUGCUGUGGCCGUUGAAAAUGCACACAAGGUGACUGCUGACAGUGAAGGGUAUAGCAGCACACCCAAUCCACUGUCGGGAUUUACUUCAGAACAAUGGAAAACCUUGCUUUCCUUUUUCGGUAACUCCUCCUCUUCUAGUGACCGCAUGGCAGGUAAAUUCAAUACUAAGGCUUGGAUUAUGGAUACCGAGGCUACUAAUCAUGUGUGUGGUGAUUUAUCCUUAUUGUGUCAUGUUAAAUCUAUUAAGCCAUGUGCCGUGUGACUGCCAGAUGGGCAAAACCGUCAUGGCAACACAUGAAGGGCGAGUUAUAUUGACAGAUGAUUUGCACUUAAAUAAUGUGCUCUUUGUUCCGAAAUUACAUUGUAAUUUGAUUUCGGUGUCACAGCUGAGUGAUCAAUUAAAUUGCUUUAUUCAAUUUGCAUGUAGUUUAUGUGUUAUACAAGACCGUCUCUCGAGGAGGCUGAUUGGAAUGAGUGAACGGAGGGAUGGACUGUAUUAUCUGCAAGAGACACAUGCGGCUCAUAUUUUAGCAAUCAAGGAUUCCAGAAGUUUGGUGGUGGAAUUGUGGCAUCAACGAAUGGGGCAUCCGUCAUCUCAAGUAAUUGAAAAAUUAGCUCCUGUGAGUGGUUUGAAACAUGUUGGAGGUUUUCCAUGUGAUGUUUGUUUUAGAGCUAAGCAGACUAGAGAUUCGUUUCCUACUAGUUUGACUAAAACUCAUAAACCUUUUGAACUUGUGCAUUGUGAUUUAUGGGGUCCUUAUAACUCUCCUUCCUCGUGUGGUGCCCGAUAUUUUUUAACUCUGGUGGAUGAUUAUUCUAGAGCUG
Cuscuta epithymum is the source of this 1439-nucleotide messenger RNA. Lineage: Eukaryota; Viridiplantae; Streptophyta; Magnoliopsida; Solanales; Convolvulaceae. The record is from the annotation of a GenBank genome assembly.